Phycomyces blakesleeanus NRRL 1555(-) is the source of this 1382-nucleotide messenger RNA. RefSeq lists its product as hypothetical. Lineage: Eukaryota; Fungi; Mucoromycota; Mucoromycetes; Mucorales; Phycomycetaceae. The record is from RefSeq and is a predicted model, not a curated record. The transcript is spliced from 9 exons. The coding region runs from base 164 to 1186 and encodes 340 amino acids.
CACACACACACACACACACACUAUCUCUCUCUCUCUCUCUCUUUCUUUCUUUAUCACUUUCUUUAUUUCAAAACAAAAAUUAAAAGAUACAAAGAAUAAAAUUAAACCAAAAGCAAAAGCAAAAGCAAAAUAAUAAUAAAAAAAUUACAAAAAAAAAAUUUAGAUGACGGCUAUGGAAUAUCGUUAUCUCGGAAACUCUGGUCUAAAAGUCAGCAUUUUGUCAUUGGGAUCAUGGAUUACUUUUGGAGGCCAAAUCACACCUGAACAGACGACCGAGAUCGUAAAGACUGCUUUAGAAAUGGGCAUUAAUCAUUUUGACGUGGCCGAGAGCCAUGCAGGUGGCCAGGGUGAGAUUGAUCUAGGACUUGCGCUACGUAACCAGGCUGGCCUUCGUAGAUCCGAUUUUGUCAUUUCAACAAAGGUUUUCUGGGGUGGAAAAGGCCCCAAUGAUCGCGGACUUUCUCGAAAACAUGUAUUUGAGGGAACAGUUGCUUGCUUACAACGACUACAGCUGGACUAUGUCGAUAUUUUGUAUGCACAGCGACCUGAUCCUGAUACUCCAAUGGAAGAAAUUGUACGUGCCUUUAAUUGGUGCAUUGACAAGGGAAUGGCACUAUACUGGGGAACAAGUGAAUGGCCGGUACAUAUGAUCAUAGAAGCCAUGGGUGUAGCCAACCGUCUUCAGCUCAUAGCACCUAUUACAGAAUCUCCACAGUACAAUAUCAUGAAUCGUGAUCGAAUCGAAAAAGAAUAUGUUCCUUUGUUUAAUCAAUUUAGACUUGGAAUGUGUACCUGGUCUCCACUUGCCUCAGGUCUAUUGACUGGUAAAUAUAAUGAAGGAGUCAUCCCACCUUAUACACGUCUUGCAAUCCAAGACCACCCGGUCAUAAACAGACUCCGGUCCGGAUUCUUUAGUGAAGAAGGAAAAAGAAAGCUAGAAAAGAUCAAGAUGGCCUGUGCUAUUGCAAAAAGAAUUGGAUGUACACCAGCCCAGUUGGCUGUGGCAUGGUGUCUUAAGAAUCCAAAUGUUACUUCAGUAAUCAUCGGAGCGUCUACGCCAGCACAAGCAUGCGAGAAUAUCCAGGCUCUCAAGAUUCGUGAAUUAUUGACAGAUGAAGUUAUGCUUGAUCUUGAUAGGUUGUUUUCCAAUAAGCCAGAGCCGGUAUUUGACUUUAGAAAGUCAUGACAGCAACAACAUCAAUUCCUCCUUUCUUCUUCCUUCUCCCUCUUAUCCUCUUGCUCUCUCAGCCCUUAUGAUCUUUCUUUAUCUCCUUUGAUACUUUCUUUGGUUUCUCUUAUAUCACAAAGACGGUGUGAUAUAAAUAGAGUACAUUCAAGACAAAUGGAGAAGAAAAAUAAAUAAAUGAAUACAAUGGAAAAAG